AUGUCUAGGUGUCUCGAAGCGAACGAACGCAUCGAUACGAGGAUGGACGGAUGGUGCCUUUGGUCGGUGUUCUCGUCGGUAGUCACGCUCCUGGUGUUGGCUUCGGCAUGCGUCCAGCUCUUCCACCUGGCGAGGAGACUCUUCAUCCACGCCUUCGCCCCUUACCCUCCUUUCACCUCCUAUGGUGCCUGGGCAGUGGUGACGGGAUGCACGGACGGGAUCGGGCUCGGUUAUGCCAAGGAAUUGGCCAGGCAUGGAAUGAACAUCGCUUUGAUCAGCAGAAACCCUGAUAAGCUCAGGACAGUGGCUUGCCAUAUAGAGAAGGAAUUUGGCGUCGAGACCAGAGCGAUUCAAGCCGACUUCACGAAGCUGGACAUCUACGAAGGGAUAAAGGAGAAGCUGGCGGGCCUGGACGUCGGGAUCCUAGUGAACAACGUGGGAAUGACGACAGAGUUGAGCCCGUUCCUGGAUGUCCCAGAUGGAGAGAAGACAUAUCAGGACAUGCUCCUAGUCAACAACAUGUCAAUGGUGCGGAUGACGCACAUGGUCCUCCCUGGGAUGGUCGAGAAGAGAAAGGGGAUCGUCAUCAACAUCUCCUCCAUUGCAGACGUCUCCCCGGUUCCGCUCCUGACAAUUUAUUCCGCAACGAAGGCAUUUAUAUACAGCUUUUCGCGGGGUCUCGCCUACGAAUACAAAAAGAAAGGGAUUCUCAUCCACCACGUCGACCCUUGGUACGUGUACACGAAGAUGAUACAUAAAUUUGUUCGUCCGCCGGGUUUGAUGGUUCCGACUCCGGAUAUCUUCGUCCGAUCCGACCUCCGCUCCAUAACCAAAGUCCAAGAUACAUCUGGUUAUUGGUUUCAUAACCUCCUGAGGGAGGUCGGUCGCUUCGGGGAUUACGUCGCACCCACAGCGGCGACGAAUCUGGUCGGCUGGGUCAUAAAAAUAGAUUCGGAAAGAUCGAUUAAGAAACAGGCGGAACUCGAGGAGAAAGAAGCGGAUGCCAAGACGUCUCAGCCGAAAUGA
Molecule: messenger RNA, 1026 nt
Organism: Darwinula stevensoni
Lineage: Eukaryota; Metazoa; Arthropoda; Ostracoda; Podocopida; Darwinulidae
Source: the annotation of a GenBank genome assembly